Molecule: messenger RNA, 3005 nt
Organism: Manihot esculenta (cassava)
Lineage: Eukaryota; Viridiplantae; Streptophyta; Magnoliopsida; Malpighiales; Euphorbiaceae
Exons: 8
Coding region: 346-2760 (804 amino acids)
Cellular component (GO): nuclear pore
Source: RefSeq, a predicted model, not a curated record
GUCGUUUUUUUGCUUCUGUUGUGGCUAAGAAACAGCUAGUGAAUUGACAACACGAAGCGAACUGCGAUUUUUUGGCUUGUUUUGAGAAUUUUUUUUGAUCUAAAGAUUGGAAUCUUUUUCUUUUUGGUGCUAGAUUUCAUUUGAUGAGAUCUUGUCUUUCUCUGUUUGAGUUUUCUCUUUCUUUUUGGAUUCUGUAAUUUGAAAAUUUUGUGUAUUGCAGUAUUCUGGUGGUGUUUGUUUUCUUUCCUUUUGCUUUCUGCUUGAGCUCAAUUUUGUUUUUCAGUUUCCAGGUUGCAUAUUCAUUUGAUUAUAUUUGGAUUUUGGAAGAGGUCAAACAACUGAAGUAUGAAAGAGACUGAUAAGAGGAGAACUCCAAAUAACAGCCAAUCAAAGAGAUCUGGAAAAACUGAAAAGAGAGACCGCAAACCACAUCAAACAUUGAGUGGAAAGGAAAAUGAUUCUAAGCAUUUGCAUGCUAAAUCAGACUCCAGUACUUUAGUAAGUGAUCCCAACACGGGCUCAGAGCCCUCUGAAGUUUAUGAAAACUUGGUUAUACAUUAUGUGGAUGAUGUCAACAGGUCUGAGGAGGCACCUCAAGAUCCAAAAGCCAAUGCCAAGAUUGCAAAAGUCAACCAGAAUGAGAUCUUAGAUGAUCGUUUGAGUGACCUAGAGAAAGAACCUAAGCAGGGUAAGGAAGAGGAAUCAGAUACUGAGACAAUAAAAGAUUCAGUAUCAUCUCAGGGGGAUUCAUUGACAGCUGAUGAUGAGAAAGUAGAAAGAGUUUCAAGAGUACCUAAAAGUGUUAGCAACAAGGAUUCCUCAGAAAGUUCUCGUGGAUCAAGAGUGAGAUCUGAUAGUGGAACUGGUAAAUCUCAAACCAAAGCAGCAAAUAGCACUCCUAAGAAACCUGCAAAAUCAAAUAAAGCAUCAUCUAGAGUUGGUAGCAAAAAUUCUUUGGAUAAAAAUUCUAAAGAUAUGAAAGUUCCUACUAAAGCUUCAUCAGAUUCUUCUGAAGGAGUUUCUGAUGAUAAGCCUGUUGAAGAUAUAAAAGGAUUAGAUGUUUUGGAUGAGGCCUCAAAUGGUACUCAGAGUAUUGCAAGUGACAAUGAAACUGUUGAUGCUGAAGAAAAUGGUGAACAUGAGGAUGAGGCAGUUUUAAAUCAAAGAAUUGAAGAGAUGGAAGUGAGAAUUGGGAAACUUGAAGAGGAGCUCAGGGAAGUUGCUGCUCUUGAAGUUUCAUUAUAUUCUGUAGUACCAGAGCAUGGGAGCUCAGCACAUAAGGUGCAUACUCCUGCUCGACGCCUUUCUAGACUCUACAUUCAUGCUUGUAAGAAUUGGACUCAAGAUAAGCGUGCUACAAUUGCAAAAAACAGUGUAUCAGGACUUGUUUUGAUUGCCAAGUCCUGUGGUAAUGAUGUUCCGAGGUUAACCUUCUGGUUGUCCAACACCAUUGUGCUGAGGGAGAUCAUUUGUCAGGCAUUUGGAAGUUCACGUCACCCAAACCCACUUGCAAGGUUUGCUGAGUCCAAUGGAGGUAGCAAGAAAAGUGAAGGAAAGACGAUGACACUUAAAUGGAAGGGUGGUUCUGGAAGUAAACAGGCUAAUGGUUUUUUGCAGCUUGUGGACGAUUGGCAAGAGACAGGAACAUACACAGCUGCAUUAGAAAAAGUUGAAUCAUGGAUAUUUUCUCGAAUAGUGGAGUCAGUAUGGUGGCAGGCUUUGACUCCACAUAUGCAAUCACCAAGUGGAAAUUUGUCCUCCAAUAAGUCGUUUGGAAGGUUGUUGGGACCAGCCUUGGGGGAUCAGCAGCAAGGAAGCUUUUCUGUCAACCUUUGGAAGAAUGCAUUUCGAGACGCAUUUCAACGGCUUUGCCCUGUUAGAGCAGGAGGCCAUGAGUGUGGUUGCUUGCCUAUCAUAGCACAAAUGGUUAUGGAGCACUGUGUUGCCAGACUAGAUGUAGCAAUGUUUAAUGCUAUAUUGCGCGAGUCAGCACAUGAGAUCCCAACUGAUCCUGUCUCAGAUCCUAUUUUAGAUCCAAAGGUUCUGCCUAUCCCAGCUGGGGACUUGAGUUUUGGUUCUGGUGCACAAUUGAAAAAUUCUGUUGGUACUUGGUCCAGAUUGCUUUCUGAUAUGUUUGGCAUGGAUGCGGAUGAUUCCUUGAAAGAAGACAAGCACGGCAGUGAUGAUGAUGAUGACAGGCAAGAUGGUAAACCUAAAGUUUUCCAUCUUCUGAACGACUUGAGUGAUCUUUUGAUGCUUCCAAAAGACAUGCUUAUGGAUCGAUCAAUAAGAAAGGAGGUGUGCCCAUCAAUAAGUCUCUCAUUAGUUAAGCGGAUUCUCUGCAACUUUACUCCAGACGAAUUCUGUCCAGAUGCUGUCCCUGGAGAUUUAUUAGAGGCUCUGAAUGCAGAGAGUAUUGUGGAGCGGAGAUUAUCCGGAGAAUCUGCACGAAACUUCCCUUAUACAGCUGCCCCAGUUAUGUACACACCACCAUCAUCUGCUGAUGUAGCAGAAAAAGUUGCAGAGGUAGGAUCAAGAUCUCAGCUGUCCAGAAAUGUAUCUGCUGUGCAGAGGAAAGGAUAUACCAGUGACGAAGAACUGGAAGAACUGGAUUCUCCUCUUACAUCCAUAAUCGAAAAAUUGCCAUCCUCUCCAACUGUCGUUUCAAAUGGAAAUGGAAAGCACGCGGAACAUACAGGGCAUGCGAUCGCAAAUGCAAGGUAUGAACUCCUUCGUGAGGUGUGGUCUGCUGGAAUGUGAAGAAUUGCUCUGUUGUACAUUUUUUUAAAAAAAAGAAAAAGUAAAUAUGAAAAAAGAAAAUGAGAAAACUAGGAAAAUAAUCAGUACAAAAUAUGUGGAAGUGAUUUCACGUCCAGGAAUUCCCAUAUCACUUGAAGACACGAGGCUUCUUUUGUAUAUUCCACAAGAGCUUGCUAUCAAGCAGUAUCACGUGAGGAAAAAAGAAAUUCUAUUUUGUUUAAUUAAAUAUCAUUUUGUUUUAGAAA